AUGUUCGCAAGAACACCGUUAGAUAUGUCUGGUGUACCCAGGAAGGUGAUUGAGCACCACCUAGCAGUGUUCCCAGGAGCGCGCCCGGUGAAGCAGAAGGUGUGGCGUCAAGCGCGGCAGAAGCAGCAAUUCAUCGUCGAGGAGGUGGAGAAGCUUAAGAAGGCCCAGCUCAUCGAGUCCGUCGCUCACGCUGAGUGGCUGGCCAACCCUGUCGUUGUGCCCAAGCCAGCGGGAGGAGGACACCUCUGCAUCGACUUCAUGGACCUCAACAAGGCCUCCCCCCAAGGAUCCAUAUCCACUACCGCGCAUCGACGAGAUUGCUAUCAUCGGGUCAAGAUGGCCAAGGAGGAUGCCGAGAAGAUAGCGUUCACCACCCCGUGCGGCAUCUACUGCUACACCGGCAUGCCCUUCGGCCUCAAGAAUGCCGGAGCCACCUUCCAGAGGCUGAUCCGCAUCGCUCUCGGUGAGCAGAUGGGCCGGAACGCAGAGGCCUACGUCGACGACAUCGUGGUCAAGACUCGCAAGGGGGACACUCUCAUAGAGGACCAUCGCGAGACAUUCACCAACCUCCGCAAAGUCAACAUCAAGCUCAACCCCGCAAAGUGCGUCUUCGGCGUACCUUCGGGUAAGCUCCUAGGUUUCCUCGUGUCGCACCGCGGCAUUGAGGCUAACCCCAACAAGAUCCGCGCCAUCGAGGAAAUGAAGUCGCCGCGGAAGCUCAAGGACAUUCAGCGCCUCACGGGGUGCCUCACGGCACUCGGACGCUUCAUCGCUCGCCUUGGUGAGAAAGCCCUGCCUUUCUUCAAACUCAUGAAGAAGACAGGCGAGUUCAAGUGGACCCCAGAAGCAGACGAGGCAUUCGCGGCACUCAAGCGGUACCUCACCAGUCCCCCGGUCAUGGUGGUGCCGCGAACCCACGAGCCUCUGCUACUGUACCUGGCGGCCACACCACGCACGGAAAGUGCGGUCCUGCUGGCGGAACGGCAAGGGCCACCCCUCAAGAAGAAGGCAUCCAAGUCCAAGCCCAAGCCCCAGGACCUCUCCGAGGAAGGUACGUCCCCUGACAGUGUGCUGGAAGUGUUGCUGGGUGACCUCGAUGGACCUACAGGGGAGCCGACCCUCGCGGAGGCUCUCCAGCCUUCCCCGGAGGAAACCUCGGCCUCCCGGUUCGUCCAGCACCCGGUCUACUUCGUCAGCACGGUGUUGCGCAACGCUCGCGAACGGUACACCCAGCAGCAGAAGCUCCUCUACACGCUCCUCAUAGCGUCACGGAAGCUCCGACCCUCCUUCCAAGCACAUCCGAUCAGGGUCAUCACCAAGUACCCGCUGGAGACCGUGCUACGCAACCCCAACGCGACGGGGCGAGUAGCGGAGUGGGCCAUCGAACUGCAGCCGUUUGAGCUCACGUUUGACACCACUCCCACCAAGAAGAGCCGAGCCCUCACCGAGUUCACCGCAGAAUGGACCGAUGCAUCCCCCGACGAUGGGGAAGCGGAGGAAGAAACCCAGCAGCCGGGUAAGCUCAGCCCGGGGCUCUGGUCCAUGACCUUCGACAGCGCCUUCAACGAGCACGGGGCUGGAUCCGCAGCCAUACUCACCUCCUCGAUGGGUGACAAGCUGCGCUACGCGGUCCAGCUCCGCUUCAAGGACACCGACAAGUGCUCCAACAACAUCGCCAAAUACGAGGGCCUACUCGCCGGUCUCAGGGCCGCAGUAGCCCUCGGCGUCAAGCGCCUCAUCGUGCAAGGAGACUCUCAGCUCCUUGUCCACUUCUCCAACAAGGUCUACAAGCCGAAGGACGACCACAUGAUAGCCUACCUCGAGGAGGUGCGACGCAUGGAAAAGCACUUCCUCGGGUUAGGGCUAACCUUCGCUCACCGCGGCGACAACAAGGAAGCCGACGAGACUGCUAGGCGGCCGUCUCGCGGAGAAGCUCAGCGCCCAGGUGUCUUCGAGGAGAGGUUGUUCCAACCCUCCACGAGGCCUCCAUCCGCGUCUCAGAAGGACCUCCCCGAGGAUCUCCCACCUCCGCCUACCACUGGGGCUCCCGACUGCGGCCCACCCUCAGGCAACCGUCUUGUCGUGGCCAUCGCUCCCCAGGAGGUAGGGUGGAUCAACGAAAUCCAGGAAUACCUCAAGGGAGGCCUCCCUCCAGAGAACGACGACGCGGCGGCCGAAUGCCUGGUACGGCACGCCAAGAACUACUACCUUAUCGACGGGGAGCUCUACUGUAGGCGCCCCAACGGGGUCGCCCUGUGCUGCAUCCCCCUCGAGGAGGGCAAGAAGCUCAUCGACGACAUUCACGCUGGAGAGUGCAGCCACCACUCCUCCGCGCGAACUCUUGCUGGGAAGGCGUUCCGCAGCGGCUUCUACUGGCCCACGGCCCUCGACGACGCCAUCGAGAUCGUCAAGUCCUGCGAAGCAUGCCAGUUCCACACCAAGCAGAUCCAUCAACCGGCGCAAGGGCUUCAAACCAUUCCACUCUCAUGGCCGUUCGCGGUCUGGGGGCUGGACAUCCUUGGGCCGUUCCCACGUGCGCUCGGGGGCUACCGGUUCCUCUUCGUCGCCGUCGACAAGUUCACCAAGUGGGUGGAGGUGCAAGCUGUGCGGACCAUUCCUGCCAGGUCCGCGGUGAAGUUCAUCAAGGGCUUGGUCUGCCGCUUCGGCAUCCCCAACCGCAUCAUCACGGACAAUGGCAGCCAAUUCACCAGUGGGCUCUUCAAGUCCUAUUGCGCUGACAUUGGCACCAAGAUCUGCUACGCCUCCAUCACCCACCCCUGA
Messenger RNA from Lolium perenne, 2781 nucleotides. NCBI's taxonomy places the organism in Eukaryota, Viridiplantae, Streptophyta, Magnoliopsida, Poales, Poaceae. The record is from RefSeq and is a predicted model, not a curated record.